CGGAGGCGCGGCACUAGGAGCGGGUGGGAGCUAGUGGUGGAGCGGCCCAGAGUCGGGGUCAUGGCUCGCCCUGCGCUGCUGGGCAGCCCGCUCGACAGGCAGCAGGAGCGCGACGUGAGGGAGCUCGUCCGUCAUGUAGCGGGUCUCCAGGACGAGACAGACCCCAGCUUCCAGCUCGCCCUGAACUUCGUCUGGUCCAACUUCAGAUUUCAUCGAUUCUUGGACAUCAACAGCCACAAAGUAGAAAAGAUAAUACAAGGAAUCUAUGAAAAAUUUAUUGUACAUUCUGAUCUCAGCAAAGCUGCUAGUUGGAAGAAAUUAACUGAAGAAUUCCUAAAUGCAUCACUUCCGAGCAUUAACAAAGUAAAGACAGAUGCACAUUAUUCCAUACUGUUACUACUUCUAUGUCUGUCUGAUUCUCCUUCAAACAACAAUUAUGUGGAAACACCAAGAGAUAAAGAAGUGGAAAAGAAAGAUGAUUUUGACUGGUGGAGAUACUUGACAGAAGGUGAAGAAAUUGAUGUUGGUCCAAACGCAGACACACCAAAUUGGUCAGAAGAAAGUGAAGGUGAAGAUAAUCAACAGCCCUUAAGCAGAGAGGACUCUGGAAUUCAAGUGGACAGGACACCAUUAGAAGAACAGGAUCAAAACAGAAAAUCGGGACCUCAUAUCAGCUGGAAAGAGGAGUCAGAUGACCAAAGCUGGCUAGAACAGCAUGUGGUUCAUCAAUACUGGAAAACCAAGUCCUCCAAGUUUCUUCAUAGUUCACAUUUGCACUCCAAUUUAGCUGCUGUCUGGGACCAGCACUUGUAUAACAGUGAUCCAUUGUAUGUUCCAGACGACAGAAUUGUUGUUACUGAAACACAAGUUAUUCGUGAAACUCUAUGGUUACUUUCAGGGGUAAAGAAGCUCUUUAUGUUUCAGUUGAUAGAUGGGAAAGUAACUGUGAGAAAUAAUGUUAUAGUAACUCAUUUGACACAGAGCUGCCUGCGAUCAGUACUAGAACAGAUAGCUGCAUAUGGCCAGGUUGUGUUUCGGCUCCAGGAGUUCAUUGAUGAAGUCAUGGGUCACAACCCUGAAAACAUGUUACCUGGAAAUGGUUCCAUUGCUAAGAAGUCAACUGAAGCUCCCUUUAGAACAUACCAGGCUUUCAUGUGGGCCCUGUACAAGUAUUUCAUUAGUUUCAAAGAAGAACUGACAGAAAUUGAAAAGUGCAUCAUCAAUAAUGAUACUACAAUAACGCUUGCAAUAGUGGUGGACAAGUUGUCACCUCGACUGGCUCAGCUCAAGGUUCUACACAAAGUAUUUAGUACUGGAGUAGCAGAAGUUCCACCUGACACUCGAAACGUAGUCCGGGCAUCUCACCUGCUCAACACAUUGUACAAGGCUAUUCUUGAAUACGACAAUGUUGGAGAAGCCUCUGAGCAGACAGUCUCCCUCCUGUUUUCUCUCUGGGUAGAAACAGUGCGGCCCUACCUGCAGACAGUCGAUGAGUGGAUUGUGCAUGGCCAUCUGUGUGACAGUGCCAAGGAAUUCAUCAUCCAGAGAAAUAAAAAUGUUCCAGUAUAUCACAGAGACUUUUGGUAUGCAACUUACACAUUAUACAGUGUGUCAGAAAAGACUGAAAGUGAAGAGAGAAUGAGUGACAGUGGGAGUGCGAGUUCUGGCAGUGAACAGGGGACUUCCAAUAGGCAGCACACCAUGGUGUCCUUCCUCAAGCCUGUGCUGAAGCAGAUCAUUAUGGCCGGCAAGUCAAUGCAGCUGCUAAAGAACCUGCAGUGUUCAGAGGGCAUCACCUGCCAGGCCACAGCUCGAGAUGCAGAAAGAAAAAGUUUAUAUACCCUUUUCCUGGAAUCUGUGCAGUCACGGCUUCGACAUGGAGACGAAACCACUGCACCGGUCCUCUCUGAGCAGCAAGCAAACAAAGAGAACCUAAUCAAGAUGCAUUCCAUUGCUGAGAGGCAUCUUGAACUGGAUGAUGUUCACGAUCCGCUGCUAGCUAUUAACUUUGCUAGGUUGUAUUUGGAACAGAGUGAUUUUCAUGAAAAGUUUGCCGGUGAAGAUAUCUGUUUGGAUAGAUCAUCAGAAUCUGUGACCUGCCAGACUUUUGAAUUAACACUGAGAUCUUGCCUUUAUCCUCAUAUUGACAAGCAGUAUCUAAAUUGCUGUGGAAACCUUAUGCAAACUCUAAAAAAAGAUUACAGGUUGGUUGAAUAUUUGCAGGCCAUGAGAAAUUUUUUCUUAAUGGAAGGUGGAGAUACCAUGUAUGACUUCUACACAUCGAUUUUUGAUAAAAUAAGAGAAAAAGAAACAUGGCAGAAUGUGUCUUUUCUUAAUGUCCAGCUCCAAGAAGCAGUAGGACAACGUUACCCUGAAGAUAGCACUCGACUGUCUAUAUCUUUUGAAAAUAUUGACACAGCUAAGAAGAAACUCCCUGUUCAUAUCUUAGAUGGCCUCACACUUAGCUACAAGGUUCCAUGGCCAGUAGACAUUGUUAUAAGUUCGGAAUGUCAAAAAAUUUAUAAUCAAGUGUUCCUCCUCUUACUACAAAUAAAGUGGGCAAAAUACAGUCUUGAUGUUUUGCUAUUUGGUGAACUAGCUAGUACUACUGAAAAGCCACAAUUUAAAGAAGGACUUGCAUCUGAACAAGACAAAACCACUGACUUUGGAACAAAAAAGGAGCCAGUAAAGCAGCAGAUCCAUCGUAUGUUUCUGUUAAGAGUGAAGCUAAUGCACUUUGUGAACAGUUUACACAACUACAUCAUGACCAGGAUUCUGCACAGUACAGGACUGGAGUUUCAACAUCAAGUUGAGGAAGCCAAGGAUUUAGAUCAAUUGAUUAAAAUUCACUAUAGAUAUUUGUCAACCAUCCAUGACCGAUGUUUGUUAAGAGAAAAGGUCAGCUUUGUGAAAGAAGCCAUCAUGAAGGUGUUAAACUUGGCACUCAUGUUUGCUGAGGGUUGGCAGGCAGGCCUGGGAGCUUGGCGAAUGGAAUCUAUAGAGAAAAUGGAAUCUGACUUUAAAAACUGCCAUAUGUUUCUUGUAACCAUUUUAAAUAAAGCUGUUCGGAGAGGAUCCUUUCCCCAUUUGGAAUCUCUAGCACUAUCACUCAUGGCUGGAAUGGAACAAAGUUAAAUGUCUUGAAUAAGAAGAAUGUCACACUUUUUCUGCAUACAUGUUUCGACCACAUAUACUGAAAUGUAGAACACUUUCUAUUUAUUUCAAAAACGUCUAUACUAGGCCAGCUAGCUAAGCAGGUAGGUUGUAUACCUUGCCCAGGAAAUGGCCCUGGUUAAAACCCAUGUACGACAUGGGAGGCACUUUGACACCAGAAGACUCUGUUGCUGUGAUAUCUCUGUCCCUCCCUCUGUCUCUGAAUGAAAAAGCAAUCUGGAGUAGUAAAAUUACAAGCCCCAGCUCCACAAAAGAAGAACAUAUAUACUGACAAGACAGGUGAAUUUACAUUUUUCUCUGGGAGAUUAUUGAAGAGUUAGAAGAUAGUGUGUACAAAAUUGUAUCAAUAAUGCGAAAUGUACAUAGGCUACUUAUACUUCUAAUUCCAACCAUAAGCUAUAAAUUUGUUAUUGACACCUUCAAAUGUGAAUUAUAUUAGUUUUAGAAAAUGUAAUUACUGAUAUCAAAAUAAAGCAUUUUUAAAUUU
Erinaceus europaeus (western European hedgehog) is the source of this 3661-nucleotide messenger RNA. It is a transcript of the gene TUBGCP5, whose product is annotated as tubulin gamma complex component 5. Lineage: Eukaryota; Metazoa; Chordata; Mammalia; Eulipotyphla; Erinaceidae. Gene Ontology annotation, cellular component: gamma-tubulin complex; spindle pole; equatorial microtubule organizing center. Gene Ontology annotation, molecular function: microtubule minus-end binding; gamma-tubulin binding. Bases 61 to 3135 code for a protein of 1024 amino acids. The transcript has 23 exons. The record is from RefSeq and is a predicted model, not a curated record. Gene Ontology annotation, biological process: meiotic cell cycle; cytoplasmic microtubule organization; microtubule nucleation.